Choloepus didactylus (southern two-toed sloth) is the source of this 804-nucleotide messenger RNA. RefSeq names its product olfactory receptor 51B6. The coding region runs from base 1 to 804 and encodes 267 amino acids. NCBI's taxonomy places the organism in Eukaryota, Metazoa, Chordata, Mammalia, Pilosa, Megalonychidae. The transcript has a single exon. Gene Ontology annotation, biological process: G protein-coupled receptor signaling pathway. The record is from RefSeq and is a predicted model, not a curated record. Gene Ontology annotation, cellular component: membrane. Gene Ontology annotation, molecular function: olfactory receptor activity.
AUGGAGAAGGCACAUCACUGGAUCUCCAUCCCAUUAUUGCUAGUCUACAUCUCCAUACUUCUUGACAAUGGAACUCUCAUCUUUCUUAUCAGAAAUGACCAUAAUCUCCAUGAGCCCAUGUACUAUUUCUUAGCUAUGCUGGCAGCCACAGAUCUUGGGGUGACUCUGACUACAAUGCCCACUGUGCUGGGUGUCCUCUGGUUUAAUCACAGAGAGAUCAGCCAUGGGGCCUGCUUCUCUCAAACCUACUUUAUUCAUAUACUUUCUAUUGUGGAGUCAGGUGUCUUGCUUGCUAUGGCCUAUGAUCCCUUCAUUGCCUUUCGCAAUCCCUUGAGAUAUACUUCCAUCCUUACCAACAUCCGGGUAAUGAAGAUUGGGAUAGGAGUAUUGACAAGGGCUGGUCUGUCAAUUAUGCCAAUAAUAAUUUGGCUGCACUGGUUUCCCUAUUGUCAAUCCCAUGUACUCUCCCAUGCUUUCUGUCUGCACCAAGAUGUCAUCAAACUAGCCUGUGCUGACAUCACCUUCAAUCUUCUCUAUCCAGUUAUAGUUGUGUUUGCAAUGGUCCUAUUGGACUUUCUCAUCAUCUUUUUCUCCUACAUUUUGAUCCUCAAGACUGUCAUGGGCAUUGCUUCUGGAGAGGAGAGAGCUAAAGCCCUCAAUACGUGUGUCUCCCAUAUCUGCUGCAUCUUGGUUUUCUAUGUAACUGUAGUUCGGCUGGCAUUUAUUCAUAGGUUUGGAAAACAUGCUCCUCAUGUGGUUCACAUCACAAUGGGCUAUAUCUACUUCCUUUUCCCCCAUUCAUGA